Molecule: messenger RNA, 1470 nt
Organism: Morus notabilis
Lineage: Eukaryota; Viridiplantae; Streptophyta; Magnoliopsida; Rosales; Moraceae
Product: probable sodium/metabolite cotransporter BASS1, chloroplastic
Exons: 7
Coding region: 69-1322 (417 amino acids)
Cellular component (GO): membrane
Source: RefSeq, a predicted model, not a curated record
CUACUAGUCUCAUCAUAAAUCUAAAGCCAACUGGGUUGUCUUUUCAUCUCAUCACCGAUCAAAAAACGAUGUCAAUCUCUUUCAGGCUCAGUCCCUUUUCAAUCACUUCACAACAACAACAACAACGACAACAAAGCUUCUUUAUUUCACAAUCACCACAAACUCUUCUCAGACGAAGACCCAGCUUUUCACCUCUCAAAAAGAUCACAAAUCCAAUUAGAGCCGUCGUCAAUGGGAACAAUUCUGACGGCUCGGCGAGUUUGGCUCAAGAGAAGAAACCCAGAUGGGAAAACGUGCUUUCGACGGCGGCGAGCUUGUAUCCGGUGUAUGUGAGCGUGGGAGGCGUGGUUGCUUGCGGGAAGCCCUCUGCUUUUGCAUGGUUUGUGAAGGCUGCCCCUGCUUCUUAUAGUGCCGCACUUGGGUUAAUCAUGUUGGCCAUGGGCAUCACUUUGGAGCUCAAGGAUUUCCUCGCCCUCUUCUGGCAAAAGCCUCUUUCCAUACUGUUUGGAUGUGUCGCUCAAUACACAAUCAUGCCAUCUUUUGCAGCCAUCAUCAGCAAAAUCCUGGGUCUCCCACCGUCUCUUUCUGUUGGUUUAAUACUGCUUGGUUGUUGUCCCGGAGGUACCGCCUCCAAUGUGGUGACCUUAAUUGCUCAAGGGGAUGUUCCUUUGUCUAUUGUAAUGACAGUAUGCACCACUCUUGGGGCAGUAGUUUUGACUCCUUUACUCACAAAGAUACUAGCGGGAGCUUAUGUUCCUGUCGAUGCCGUCAAACUGUCCCUUAGCACCCUUCAGGUGGUUGUUGCACCAAUUCUGGUGGGGUCUUAUAUCCAGAGUGCAUUUCCCGGGGCAGUAAAACUUGUGAUGCCCUUUGCACCCCUUUUCGCCGUUUUAGCAUCGUCACUGUUGGCCUGCAGUGUGUUCUCAGAGAACGUUGUUCGCCUCAAAUCUUUAGUGGUUAGCGUAUCAUUGACAUCGGAUAUUUCUCUAACGCAACGUGUUCAAGCACUAUUGACCAGUGAACUGGGGGUUGUAGCACUUUCUGUGCUGUUAUUACAUUUUUUUGGUUUCUUGGUGGGGUACAUAUCAGCGGCGUCUUGUGGCUUUAAGGAACGACAACGGCGGGCGAUAUCAGUUGAGGUUGGUAUGCAAAAUUCUUCUUUAGGCGUGGUUCUGGCGACGUCCCAUUUCACGUCACCAAUGGUCGCAUUACCCGCAGCAAUGUCUGCUGUCAUUAUGAACAUCAUGGGCAGUAGUUUGGGUUUCUUUUGGAGAUAUGUAGACCCUUCUGAUUCCAAAAAUAGUCCCAAAGUUGACAAGUGAUAGAAGAGCCCUUCAUGAACUAAUUGACUAAUUUUCAUUGUGCCUUAGUGCCUUUGUCAUUCUCUAUGUAUCUUUCCCAUUUAAGAAAGGAAUAAUUGAUACUCGAAUUAUUAUAUUCUUAUUUGUUUAUUUAUUAAUUUUUACUAUG